Scatophagus argus is the source of this 1215-nucleotide messenger RNA. It is a transcript of the gene pecr, whose product is annotated as peroxisomal trans-2-enoyl-CoA reductase. The record is from RefSeq and is a predicted model, not a curated record. Lineage: Eukaryota; Metazoa; Chordata; Actinopteri; Scatophagidae. Gene Ontology annotation, cellular component: peroxisome. The coding region runs from base 49 to 945 and encodes 298 amino acids. Gene Ontology annotation, biological process: phytol metabolic process. The transcript has 8 exons. Gene Ontology annotation, molecular function: trans-2-enoyl-CoA reductase (NADPH) activity.
ACCAGGCGGCGCAGAGUGGCCUCUAUUCAAUAGAGUCAAGAAACAAGUAUGGCGGCGUCCAGUGUUUUCAAACCGGGGUUGUUCAAACACAAAGUUGCAGUAGUGACGGGUGGCGGGACCGGCAUCGGGAAAGCCAUCUCCGCGGAGCUGCUGGAGCUGGGUUGCAAUGUGGUGAUCUCCAGUAGAAAUGCAGAGAGGUUGGAGGCAGCAGCUCAGCAGAUGAGACAAAAAAUCCCUUCCUCCAGCCCUGCAUGUGUCACUCCUAUAAAGUGUAACAUCCGAAACCAGGAUGAGGUGAAGACCCUUGUGUCGUCAGUGUUGAAGCAGUACGGUAAGAUAGACUUCUUGGUGAACAAUGGAGGAGGACAGUUCACCAGCCCAGCAGAGCACAUGUCCUCUAAAGGCUGGAAAGCUGUGAUAGACACCAACCUGACUGGAACCUUCCACUGCUGCCAGGAAGUCUACACUUCGUGGAUGAAACAGCAUGGAGGUGUGAUCGUGAACAUCAUCGCUGACAUGUGGAAAGGCUUCCCAGGGAUGGCCCACACAGGAGCAGCGAGGGCAGCAGUGGACAACUUGACAAAGAGUCUGGCCAUCGAGUGGGCAGCCUCAGGAGUCCGAGUCAACUCUGUUGCACCUGGCACAAUCUUUUCCAAAACUGCAAUGGAGAACUACAAGGAGUUUGGGUCAAGUCUCUUUAAGAUGUCUGUUCCGUUUAGCCCUGCAAAGAGGCUGGGAGUACCAGAAGAGGUGUCAUCUGCAGUGUGCUUCCUGCUCUCUCCUGCUGCAUCGUACAUCUCUGGAGCCACUCUGAGGGUUGAUGCAGGACAGAGUCUGUACCAUUCGAUGUGGGAGAUACCGAACCACAGUGCGUGGCCUGAAGCUCCAGAAGGGGAGAACCUGAAUGCUCUGAAUGACCUGCUCAAGCCACAAAGCAAGCUCUAAUUCCUUUUUGUGGCCAGCUAGCAUUAUGGACAUAUACAGCUGUACAGGCAUCUCAAGUACUGUCAAAGCAACAUGACACCAUGAUGGUCUUAUGAUGAUGUGAUUUAUUAUGAAAAUCAUGUAAAUCAUUGUGUGUAAUUAAUAGAAACCCAAGUGUCAGAUUAGUUUCUUGCAUGAUGAGAUGUGGUAUAAUCUGCUAGAAUAUGUGUAAUUAUUUUUCCCAAUGAAUUUGUAAGCCUGUGAAUAAACAUAAAGUGUUCUUAAACACAA